Elgaria multicarinata webbii is the source of this 537-nucleotide messenger RNA. Its product is annotated as chemokine-like protein TAFA-1. The transcript is spliced from 5 exons. The record is from RefSeq and is a predicted model, not a curated record. The coding region runs from base 1 to 486 and encodes 161 amino acids. Gene Ontology annotation, molecular function: receptor ligand activity. Gene Ontology annotation, biological process: neuroblast differentiation; regulation of neuroblast proliferation. Lineage: Eukaryota; Metazoa; Chordata; Lepidosauria; Squamata; Anguidae.
AUGUCCAUCAUAGCAAAAAUAGUUCCUGCUCUCCUCAGCAGACCUACCACAAUGUGCCAUUCAGCAGCAGCAGCAAUCGUAAUGAUUUGUGCCAUCCUUCUCUGUCAAGGCAUCAGGGCUCAGGAGUUCCCCAUUCAAACGCAACAGCACCGUCAUGAUCAGUACUGGUACCAAACUGCAUUGGAUCAAAUCCCAGUGAUCAGUGGAGGUACCUGCAAGGUGAUUGCUGUCCGCCGCUGCUGUAACCGCAACCACAUUGAAGAACGGUCCCAAACCAUCCAGUGUUCCUGCCUCCCGGGGAAAGUAGCUGGGACAACCCGCGGCAAGCCUUCUUGUGUGGACACCUCCAUCGUAACGGGGAAAUGGUGGUGUGACAUGGAGCCCUGCCUGGCUGAUGAGGAGUGUAAAGCGUUGCCUGACAAUUCAGGCUGGAUGUGCUCCCAAGGAAAUCGUGUCAAAACUACCAAGAUCCACCCCAGGCACUGAAGUCUGAAACAACGAAAGACCCCACCGCCCUAGUGGCCAAGGAAGAUACCU